AUGAGUUCCACAUUUGGCCUGUUGAUCGGGGUGUUUGUCCUUUGUGGCUUGGCUCUGGUGGCUCUGCUGUCCUUCGUGUCCUGGAGGUUUUGCUGGCUCCCGUGGAGAAACAAGCCCCUGCUCUCAUCCUCCGCCGGCCAGGCCCUGUCGCCCUGUGCACCCGAGCUCCGCCUUCUCACGCCUAACCGCUCACUGCCCCCUGUGCUGCCGCCCCAGUCACCCGUCACCAUGGCGACGGAGAAGGUGAAGGACCCUCUGGGCUCUAUGGGGUUCCUGGAGGCCGCGGUGAAGAUCAGCCACACGUCUCCGGACAUACCCACCGAUGUGCAGCUCUCCAUGAGGGAGCACUUCCUUCGACGCACACAACGCAUGCAGAGACAGACCACAGAGCCAGCUUCCUCCACCAGUGUCAGGAUGUGA
Messenger RNA from Knipowitschia caucasica, 420 nucleotides. NCBI's taxonomy places the organism in Eukaryota, Metazoa, Chordata, Actinopteri, Gobiiformes, Gobiidae. The record is from the annotation of a GenBank genome assembly.